Molecule: messenger RNA, 790 nt
Organism: Meleagris gallopavo (turkey)
Lineage: Eukaryota; Metazoa; Chordata; Aves; Galliformes; Phasianidae
Source: RefSeq, a predicted model, not a curated record
CUGGCUGAUGUGUGGUGGAGGGACUGCUGUGCUGGGCGGCGGGAGGGAGAAGGGGAAGGCCUGCGUGCAAUUUACAAAGCACUCUGUAGUCGUCUAUUUACCCGCGCUGUCACGCGUUCUAGCAGUGGAGAAGACAAUGGCCGACCCCUGUAAUGCGGCGCUCAGGAGCGGGGUGAACAACAGGUACCGCGUGUUGGAGGUCCGCCUGGUGCGGCGGGAGGGACGCGACCCUGAGAAGCACCUGGCGAUCAGCGCUUCCACAUCGCCGGGAGAUACGGAGCUGUGCGUCCUUCAGAACAGCUGGGAGUCUGUUCCAGUUGUUCCGGGAGACAUCGUUCAUUUAGAAGGGGACUGUAGCUCUGGUACCUGGAUAAUAAAUGAGCAGUCUGGAUACCUCAUUCUUUACCCAGAUAUGCUGCUCUCUGGUACUACGAUAUCCAGUAGCAUUCGAUGUAUGAGAAAAGCAGUGCUGAGUGAAAGGUUUAGGGGCCCUGAGUGUGGUUCACGGCAAACACUCAUUGGUACAAUUCUUCAUGAAAUUUUCCAGCAAUCUGUAACAAAUAACUUGUCACCUGAAAAAGUAGAGGAACUAGCAAAUAACAUUCUGUUAGCAGUGCAGCAGUGCCAGUCUGGUACCAGAGGUGGCAAUCUGCCUAUUGAUUACAACUUUCUUAUGGAGUUCCACUUUUCCAGGGAUCAGACUCAUCUUCCUCAUCUACAGAGCUUAACUCAAUGGUGGAUUUGUCAAUUUUUUUCAUUUGGAGAGAGUAAAUGCAAUGCUCUGUCAUAG